UGAACUCUCCCAAAGCCGCUUGAUGAUUCAAGGCUUCAAUCAAGGGGGGCAAAGGGCGAUUGGAAUGAUACGUCUUGAUUUGAUCAUCGGCGGACUGAAGGCAAACACUCUAUGCCAUGUGAUUGAUGCAAAGGCUUCAUACAAUCUCCUUUUAGGACGCCCAUGGAUCCAUGAGAACGGUGUAAUUCCUUCAACGUGGCACCAAUGCUUCAUGUAUGAAGAAAAUGGCGUUGUAAAGAAGGUAGUGGCCGAUGAAACUCCGUUUACAGAAGCCGAGACGUACUUUGCAGAUGCGAAGUUUUACAUAAAGACCAAAGUUUCUAAAGAAGACGGUGCUGGACAAGAGGAAACAUAUCGCCCCUUGAUUGAACCAAAGUUGAAAGGGAAACUUGUUGAAGGCAUAGAAAGGCUUACAUUCCCUCUUGCAAAGAUUGAGAUAUCAAGGCCUCCUCAAAACACAUCUGAGGAUGAAGUGAAAAACGAGAAUGAUGUUAAAGCAUUUCAUCUCCCUAAAGCACGCACAAAUGAAGGAUUUGACCCAAACACAUACAAAUUUCUGGCCAAGGCUGGGUCUAAUCCUAAUGAACAAAAGUUGGGAAAACUCAUCCCGGAGGCUGGUGGAGAAGGAACACUGAAUCAAAUAAAUUUACGAGGACACAUUGGAUUGGGUUAUGUUCAACCUAAACCUAUAAAGAUCCUCAUAAAUAGAGCCGCAAUACAUCAUAUCAGUGCUGAUGAAGAAGAUGAAGUGACUUCUAAACCGAAGUCUUCUAUCUUUGAUCGGAUUGGGGGGGCAAGAUCAAGACCCGCCAUCUUUGGCAGAAUGGGGCCAAAGCCAAAGAAGAUCAUAAAGAAGACUUUACAAGAACGUCUUGGUAUGGGCCCGAUGAUAGUGAAACACGCUGAAGACCCAUGCAUGGGACAAAACUUCAAAAGAAAGCAUGUUCAUGAAAGAUUGGGAUUGAAACGUGAAUGCAAUGCAUCUGCUAAAGUUCAAUUCGAAAAGCAAAGUCUUAAUGAGUAUAGAAGUUUUAUCCCAUCUCUUAUGAAGCGAGAAACUAAUGUGAAAGUGACCUACGGAAGUGCACUUAAAGUCAAGCCAGUGACCAUUGUGCACACUCGUGGUCAAUAUGAAGACCAAUAUGAAGAUUUAGUACCCUUGAUGUCGGGGUAUAAAUAUGUCAAAUGAAACGUUGAAUUCCUUAAACCACCAAUGAUGUUGUAAGUGGCUAAACUGCUAAAACAUCUCACUUUGUUUAUGGGUGAGCAUAAUCAUAGACACUCUUGGCCCACGAGAGUUUAAAAUGUGUACGGCAAGCUCCUGGCCCGCAUGAGUUAAAACUAUGUAUGGCACCCCACCUCUUUUUAGACUACCAAUUCAAAUGGUACCUAUGAACUACGUUUGACUUGAUCUCCUUCAUAGGAGUACGUAGGCAGCUCAAAAGUUUCAUUUUUGAGUUCAGUUAUAACAAAACAAACCCCAAUUAAGUUUUAUCUAAAGGAAGGAUAUCAAAGGGAGGAUUAUGAAAAAAAAAAAACAGAUAAAAUCAACUGACCGUUUGAAAAAAAGGCCAGACUCUCAGAAUUCUUAGGUCUCCUCCUCACCGGAAAUGGUUUUAAUUGAUAAUGUCUUUUAUCAGCGCCAUCGUCCUAACAACGGAGCAAAUGGUGCUGACAAUCAGCAAAACUGCACGAGUCUCGAGAUGCAGACAUCAUUAGAACUCUCAAUUUGUUAGCAAGUAAUGCUUUGAGUAACCUGCAAUGGAACUAGCUCCUUCGUUUUCCUCUUCUUUGAAUGACCUGCGGUGGAACUAUCUCCUUCAUUGUCCUCUUCUUUGAAUGACCUGCGACGGAACUGGCUCCUUCAUUGUCCUCUUCUUUGAAUGACCUGCGACGGAACUGGCUCCUUCAUUGUCCUCUUCUUUGAAUGACCUGCGGUGGAACUGGCUCCUUCAUUGUCCUCUUCUUCGAACGACCUGCGAUAGAACUGGCUCCUUCAUUGUCCUCUUCUUUGAACGACCUGCGAUGGAACAGACUCCUUCAUUGUCCUCUUCUUUGAACGACCUGCGAUAGAACUGGUUCCUUCAUUGUCAUCUUCUUUGAACGACCUGCGAUGGAACGGACUCCUUCAUUGUCCUCUUCUUUGAACGACCUGCGAUAGGACUGGUUCCUUCAUUGUCAUCUUCUUUGAACGACCUGCGAUGGAAUGGAAUCCUUCAGCGUCAUCUUCUUUGAGUAACCUGCGAUGGAACUAGCUCUUUCAUUUUCCUCUUCUUUGAACGCCCUGCGAUGGAUGAACGGCCUGCGAUGGAAUGGAACCCUUCAUUGCCUUCUUUUUUAAACGAACUGGCACCUUCUCAUCUUCCUCGUCGUAAUCAAUUGAACUUCUUCUUCUUGGCUAACGAAUGGCGACGACAAGUCUGAACGAGUAGGACAGUAGGCAGUAGCUUCUUCAAAGUCUUGAUGGUACCGACUAGCGUGGAAAUCCGAUCACCUGCCUCGGGACAGCGACAAAUCCCCGCCAUGCUUUAACCUUCUUGGAUCAGCUGUGAACCGUUGCAUCAACAAAAAUCCGGCAAUCGGUCAAAGCUCCCUCCUUUUCAAUGAAUGGCGUCACCUUCAAGAUACUUGAAACAGUAGAAUAUCGGACUCUCAAUUGCGUUGAACUAAUGCAUUAAAGACUUUAAGCGUUCGACGACUUGAUUGUCCCUGCAUUAAAAAAAGGGGUGCAUUGUUUUUUUUUUUUUAAAAAUGAUUAAAAAGGAAAAAUAAAAUUCCUAAAAGUAUCAAAAAAAGAAAUCUCAGAUCUCCAACAGCCCAGUAUCUAAUACGGAGUAAAUGGGAAAGACAAACUGUGGAGCUCCAGCAAAUACGUAGCAGCGGCAAUCAGUCAUCUUCUUCGCACGCAAAAAUCAGAUGGCGAUCGAUCACCAUCUUCCCCGCCGGAAAUCAACAUCAAGCUCGUCCAGGCCUCCUUCUCCGACGGCGCCUUUCCUCUUCCAGGUACAGCGAGGAAUCCGAGCGACAAAUCAAAUUCCCCCUCUGGCCGAGAAUCAAUUUUGAGCUUGGGCAGACCUCCCGACAUUACUCCAGCCUUCAAUAAGUCAAUCACCAACUUCCGGCAACAAUAGCUAUGGUUACUCCCUCCAUGGUUUCUCGUCAACGGAGCCCGGUCAGGUCUUCUUCUCCUUCACGCAAGCCGCAACAGUCAACGGUCGGUUUCUUCCUUCAGCAAAUAGGCAGCAGCCUCAGACAACAAUUAAUUGUGCAGGGUAAUGGGGUAUAAGAGGAUAACGAAGCUCGUCCUCAUCAAAGUUUUAAUCAGAAAGUCGGCAACGGAAUAAGCCUGAUCCGUGUUAAUAAAACUGGAGCCAGUUGGUUAGUUUCUUCUUCUCCCAGGAACUGUCGAUCAGCCACUCUUCUUAUUCCUCAGCGAAACAUGCCUCCAGAAUAUCAAUAGAUGGGCCUCCAAGUCCUCUCACAAACUGAAUUUGAUCUCAUGACCAAGAAUUGCAUUCUGGUGCAACUGCUAUAAACUUCUAGAAAUUCCCCCUGCAAUUUGACAGAAGAAAAUAGAAGUUUAAUACGGAGUAAUAAAGAAGAUAAGAGCAAGUAUACCAGUCGAUUUGCUGGUCUUUCUUCCUAAGGCUUCUACCAAUUCUAAUACGGUGUAUCUAAGUGCAAUACGAAGCAGCAAAGGUCAAUAUUUAUAGAUAUGGAUGGUGGAGUUUGAAUCGAACUAAAAGUCUCCAAGCUCAUAAGACAAGCCGAUAAACAUCAAGGCAGAUGGAAAGAAUUGAAGUCCUAAUAAAAUGCUAAAGCUGAGACAAAAUAGAGUCCUUUUACCGGAGUAUUUGAUGGACAUCUUGCAAAAGUGUUUUUUAAGUGUACAUGGGCUAAUUUAAUAAAAUUAGCAACACGUUUGAGGAGAGAUUUUGGUCUACUUAUAUAUCGAGACUUACUUUUAUCUCUUCAAGAUUUUUAAGUAAGUCUCGAGGGGGCAUUUGUGGACAUUCAAAAUUAAUGGGCAGAGCCGUCUCUAGGACUUUUGAUGCCCCAGACAAAGAAUGACUAAUUAGAUCAAAUAAUACUUCAAAUUAAUAAUGUAAUUACAUAUGAAGUAAUUAGAAAAUUAUAACAUAAUUGUUUACUAAAAGUAAAAGGUAAUAUUUCACUUAAAAUUGAUAUAAAAUAUGUGAAAAUGUAAUUUUUUCUAAGAAAUAAAUAAAAUUCUAAAAGUACUACCUAAGAACUUAUUCUUCUUGUCUUUUGAAAAAUUUGAAAGUACAUCAUUACAAUCAAAAGUAGACCACACUUUUUUCUAUGAAUAAUAACACGAGUUUAGUCAAUUCACUUAACUUUUCUUGAGACAUUGUUGAACGGAUAUAUGAGUAGUUUUUAUCUACUUCAAAUUUUAAAAGACUGAAUAUAGUCUUGUAGAAUAACUCAUUUACAAAUUUCAAUUUGUAUGCACUUAAUGCUGAUUUUAGAAACAAAUCAAAGAAUCAAGGGAAAAAUAAUUAAAAUACCUCAAACUUUGAGAGGGUGUGAGAUAAGCACACCCCAAACUUGCAUAUGUAAUUUAAUUACCAUAAACUUUUUAUAAAAAGUUAUUUUAGCACCAUGGUCAUGUAUUAUUUCUUUCAAAUAUAUUAUUUUUUUGUGUUAAUUUCAUAAUUUAAAAUAUUUUAGCAUUCAUGAACAUACAAUUAACAUUAUAAACUUCCAUUGUAAAAUAAAAAAUACUACUACCACUCUAUAUAAUUGCAAUAUUUUUAAUUUACUAUUUUGAAUUAUGAAAUUAACACCUUAAAUUUAUAUUUUUGAAAAGAAUAAUAUAUGAUCAUGGUGCUAAAAUAACUUUUUAUAUAAAGUUUGAAGUAUUUAAAUUACAUAUGAAAGUUUGGGUUGUUUAUCUCUCAUGCCUUUAAAGUUUGGGGUAUUUUAUUUAUUUUUCCCAAGAAGCAAAGAAUGAAAGAAUCAAAUAUUAUAUACGGAGUAUAACAGAUUACCCAAUGGCCAAUGCUAAAAUUUGAAGUUCGAAUGGUGGAUAACUUUGGAUUAACUUUGGAUUGCAGACAAUAGGUGGCAGAAUUGCUAGUGUUUACUAUAAUCUUUUGUAAUUCUUUUGCUUCCGUAAUUUUUAAUUUGAAAUUCAGAUGGUGAAAGAGUAGAAUCUAUGGACUAUAGACUGGGUAAUAGUUUAAUAGACUACUAGUACUCCGUAUUAGAUUAUCCUAAUUUUCCAUUGGGUCAUUCCAUCGGCUACCAGGCACACAUUUCAAUUGUUUGGUUCCUUUGUUAGUUUUGACUUUUCUAUCCGCCCCUAUGUAUAUUGGAAGCUUCAUAGUUAUCUACUCCGUAUUAAUGUAUAAAUAAUAUUAAUAUUUAAU
This is a messenger RNA of Cuscuta epithymum, 5393 nucleotides long. The record is from the annotation of a GenBank genome assembly. NCBI's taxonomy places the organism in Eukaryota, Viridiplantae, Streptophyta, Magnoliopsida, Solanales, Convolvulaceae.